Messenger RNA from Daphnia magna, 1459 nucleotides. RefSeq names its product diaminopimelate decarboxylase. Bases 39 to 1400 code for a protein of 453 amino acids. Gene Ontology annotation, molecular function: diaminopimelate decarboxylase activity. Lineage: Eukaryota; Metazoa; Arthropoda; Branchiopoda; Diplostraca; Daphniidae. The transcript is spliced from 8 exons. The record is from RefSeq and is a predicted model, not a curated record.
AAAUACCCGUUGAUAACCAUUUGAAAUCCAGUAAAAACAUGGCGGAGCCCGGUGCUUCUCAGAUUCAGUUGCCCACAGCUUUUUAUUAUUUAAACGAUGAUUUUUUGUGUGAAAAUACACCUGUGCAUCUAAUUCAAAACGAACUAGAGAAUGCACCGAGUGGCAAAGAUGAUUGCAGACCGGCCACGCCCCUGUACAUUUACAGUCAAGCGCAACUGCAUCGCAAUAUCCAAGGAUAUAAAAAUGCGAUUCAAUCAGCUAAAAUGCUCGAUCGAAUACACAUUUUUUACGCCGUAAAGGCAAAUGCAAAUCUCCAUUUGAUGGAGUUGGUGCGGAAACAAAAUUGCGGAGCUGUUACUGUGUCCGGCUACGAAUUGCAAGCAGCUUUGAAUAGCGGAUUUGUUCCAGAAAUGAUUCUCCUAAACGGCAACGGCAAACAAAUCUGGGAGAUCCGCUUGGCUCUGAAAAACGGUUGCAUGCUAAACGUAGAUUCGCUUUUUGAUGCUGAAAAUAUUAUUAGCGUCGCUCGUGAAUUACAGAAGCCAGCCAAAGUGUUGAUUCGGGUUAAUCCGGGACUAGAACAGUCCAGUACACCUGUCCAUUCUUACCUGAGCACCGCAUUAAAGAACAGCAAAUUCGGAAUUCCUUUGCAUCAAUUCGAUCAGAUUUUGGAACUUUUGAAAGCCGAGCGUUUCAUUCAAUUGGUCGGACUCCAUUGCCAUGUUGGAAGCACCAUCCGUGACGCUGCAGUUUACACCACCGUGACCCGAAUACUUUUGGACAUCCGCCAAAAAUUGAUAACCCAAGGAUGUAAUAACUUAAAAUACCUGGAUAUCGGCGGUGGUUUGGGCAUUGAUUACUAUCACGGGACUAGCGAAGGACAAUCACCAUUGUCAUCGACAGGUGAUCUCAUUCAAGCUAUCACUUCGUUGUUACCUCUGGACGUGGAAGUGAUAAUUGAACCUGGAAGAUCGAUUGUUGGAAACACAGGUAUUUUGGUGACCAAAAUCCUUGGAAUUAAGAAGAGCCCCGACGGUGGCAAACAGUUUGUGGUUGUUGAUGCUGCCAUGAAUGAUCUAAUACGUCCCAGUUUUUACCAGGCGUAUCAUCACGUUUUACCAGUCCGCAAAACUGAUUCCUCCGAAGGCAUUUAUGAUAUCGUCGGGCCGGUGUGCGAGUCUGGCGAUUUUUUGGCCGUCGAUCGCCGUCUGACACAACAGCCUGUCAAGGGCGAACUGUUGGCUAUAAUGGACGUAGGAGCUUACGGGAUAGCCAUGGCCUCUAAUUACAAUAUGAGAGGACGGGCCAUGGAAGUGAUGGUCGAUGGUAACAAGUGGAAGAUAAUUCGCCGCCGAGAAAAUUUUGAAUCCCUUGUCCAGACGAUGAUUGAUGGCGUAUAAUGUCCAAUCGAUUUUAAAACCUGGAAAAUGAAGUGAAAUUAAACGGUCAGCUAACACUA